Messenger RNA from Arabidopsis lyrata subsp. lyrata, 2183 nucleotides. RefSeq lists its product as uncharacterized. The transcript has 14 exons. The coding region runs from base 145 to 2049 and encodes 634 amino acids. The record is from RefSeq and is a predicted model, not a curated record. NCBI's taxonomy places the organism in Eukaryota, Viridiplantae, Streptophyta, Magnoliopsida, Brassicales, Brassicaceae.
CACUCUCAUCACUGCACUCGUUUCCUUCACGUCUCUCUCCCAAAUUCAAAAUUCCUCAGCGUAACGAAUCUGUGAUCGCCGUCGUCAUAAUUCAAAGCAAUCCGUGAUCCAUUGCAUGAUCGUGAUUUUGGGAUUUCUACUCUCAUGGCGAACCCAGACGUUAAAGAGAUUCUCUGCGAUUGUGUUAUAAACUUGAGAGAGAAUCCGAAGAGGCGAAGGGAGACGGUUUACGUCGGAUGUGGUGCUGGAUUCGGCGGCGAUAGGCCACUGGCCGCUCUCAAACUGCUUCAGAGUGUCGAAGACCUUAAUUAUCUUGUCCUUGAGUGCUUAGCCGAACGCACUUUGGCUGAUCGCUGGCUUUCUAUGGCAUCUGGCGGUGUCGGCUACGAUCCUCGUGUUUCAGAGUGGAUGCAUUUGUUACUACCUGUGGCUCUGGACAAAGGCACUUGUAUAAUCACUAACAUGGGUGCAAUUGAUCCCUCUGGGGCUCAGAAGAAAGUUCUCGAGGUAGCCAGUAAAUUAGGUCUCACAAUUUCCGUGGCUGUGGCUCAUGAGGUGCACUUUGAAACAGGCUCGGGUUCAUCUUUUGGCGGUCAAUAUUGCUCCGCAGGGGGUACUAGCACUUAUCUUGGUGCAGCUCCUAUUGUUGAGUGCCUGGAGAAGUACCAACCAGACGUGAUAAUUACUUCAAGAGUGGCUGAUGCCGCCUUAUUUUUAGCACCAAUGGUCUAUGAACUAGGUUGGAAUUGGAAUGACUUGGAGCUGCUAGCUCAGGGAACUCUUGCUGGCCACCUUCUAGAGUGCGGUUGUCAGCUCACUGGUGGAUACUUCAUGCAUCCAGGUGACCAGUAUAGAGACAUGGCUUUCCCUCUUCUCCAGGGUUUGUCACUUCCUUAUGCAGAAAUUGGCUAUGACGGUAAAGUAUGUGUAUCAAAGGCUGAAGGUAGUGGUGGAAUUUUAAAUACCAGUACUUGCGCCGAGCAACUUCUGUAUGAAAUUGCUGAUCCUAGUGCCUACAUUACACCUGAUGUGGUAAUUGAUAUUCGAGGCGUUUCUUUCCUUCCCCUGUCAGACUGCAAAGUACAAUGCAGUGGAGCAAAACCAUCUGCUAACACUUCCGUGCCUGAGAAACUCUUGCGGUUAAUUCCAAAGGAAUGUGGUUGGAAAGGUUGGGGAGAGAUAUCUUAUGGAGGACAUGGUUCUAUUCAACGUGCUAAAGCUUCAGAGUUUCUGGUUCGAUCUUGGAUGGAAGAAACCAUUCCUGGUGUUAACCACUGUAUUCUUUCUUAUGUGGUUGGGCUUGAUAGCUUGAAGGCAACAAGCAACGGCACUGAAUCUUGGCAGUCAUGUGGAGAUAUUAGAUUACGUAUGGAUGGUCUUUUCAAACUGAAGGAACAUGCGGUCCAGUUAACGAAAGAGUUUACUGCUCUAUACACAAAUGGGCCAGCUGGUGGUGGUGGAAUUAGUACCGGACACAAGAUGGAAAUUUUUCUUGAAAAGCUUUUGGUUAGCCGUGAAUCUGUAAUGUGGAAAACUGGACUUCAGCACACCAACACUUCAGAGUCAGAGACCCCUGAACAUCAUUCUCCAGUUGCUCGAGAGAAAAUCGGAAAGAUCCCUAAGGAAAGUCAAGAUAACCUUACAAUGAGAGGCUAUCAAUCUGGAUUUCAUCACUCUCCUGCUCCAUCUGGCCAAAAGAUCCCACUCUACUCUGUUGCUCAUAGCCGGGCUGGUGAUAAAGGAAACGACAUAAACUUCUCAAUAAUCCCACAUUAUUCCCCAGAUAUUGAGCGUCUGAAACUCAUAAUCACUCCUCAAUGGGUAAAGCAUGUGAUGUCAGUUCUGUUAUCAACCUCUUCGUUUCUGGAAAUUGAUGCAAAACCAGUCGAUGAAAAUGUGUCAGUAGAGAUAUAUGAUGUUGAAGGCAUUCAUGCUAUGAAUGUUGUCGUAAGGAACAUAUUAGAUGGUGGAGUCAACUGUUCCAGGAGGAUCGAUCGACACGGAAAGACAAUCUCAGAUCUCAUCCUGUGUCAACAAGUUGUGUUGUAAGACUACUUUAACUUUGCAUAUCAGAUUUUUCUAUUCAAAUAUAUUGUAUGGUAAUAUGUUAAUAAAAAGGGUGACUUGAACUACACUAUAAUUCUAAAAGAUAAUGGAAAAAGAAUCGACUUAGUGGUGCUUCA